UGAAGACAUGCUGGAUUUUUGAAGUCAUGGUGGAUUUUUGAAGUCACCGCCGUGCCUAAUCUGAAUGCAGGAACCGGAAUGCGUACUCCGGACUUCUGAAGACCGCAAACUAACAUCAGCGAUACACACCGAGUCGACGGCCAUUGCGGAAACUACUGUUGCUGCUGAAGAUAAGGAUGAAAUUACUCAAGAUACGGGGAAACCCUCCGAAGAUGGAGGUCUUUCUAAGAAAGAUCAAGUACGUGUUUGCAAUGAGGAACAAAUAGCUGGAAGCAGCAAAGAACUUUCUGAGAAAAACACGCUGGAGUCGAGUGAAAAAGAACUCGUUGUGGAGGAGGAAAUCAUUGAUGGAGUAAAUGAACUCGUCAAGAACGAAGAGCCUACUGAGAAGGAAGAACCCACUGAAGUAACAGAAAAACUUGCCGGGAUUGCCGCUUGUAGUGAAAUUGAUGCACAGGGAAAGGUCUCGUCUCAGUUGAGCAAACUGCUUCCGACGAAUGUCGAUGAGCUUGAAAAUCCGCAAAAUUUUUUGAAACACGAGGGAGAAGAAGAGAGUGAGGAUAAUGUGCCAGCACUUGAGUCACGCAAUGAUGCCUGCCGCAACCUGGCGCCAGUUGGCAAAGUGCCUCAAGUUGAUGUUUCACACUCAGAUCCCUUACUUUAUUCUUCAGUCGAGGGAAGUGAAUCUAUAGACAGACAGAACGUUUCACUCGACGAAACUGAAACAAACUUCGGUUCCCAAUCUUCAGAAAUGAAUGUUCUACCUGUUGCUUUGGAAACUAAUAUAUCGACUACUGAAAGAAUCGUUUCGUUUCCGGCAAGUGAAGCAAAUGUUUCGCUUGGAGAUAAUAUCGAAACAGACGUUCCUGACAACUCUAAAGAUAACGCUGCUCUGCGUGCUUUAGAUACUCAAAUUAUGGACACUGGCUCUCAGGUUGCCAAAUUAACCGACCUUAUACCUGACAAGUUUAGAAAAAUUGUCCAUGAGUUGAGUAAAAUUGUCGUCGCUCCAAACUGCGAAUUUACUGGCACUAGCUCCCACAUAGUCGAGUCAAACUGUCAGCUCGGUGUCUCGGGAGAUGAACACGACGACACAUUAGACAGAUCACACGAUCAGAAUAGUUUAUUUAACGGAAUCGAGGCUUCAGGUUCCGUAUCGUUGGAACCGAAAUCGUUGGCUGCUGAAUAUAAAAUUCACGAUGAGUUUUCACAUCUAGAAGAUGAAGUCGUUUCCAAUAUGGAUACAGAAAGUAUAAAUUUAGAUCUUAUGCAGAGUGUAAACGAUCCCCAUAAUUUGAAGAGAAUUGCAACGGACGACUCACAAGUUAUUUAUGAGCCGCCAGAGUAUCAUCAUAAUGACCGAAGUGGUGCGCUUUCCGUUGAUAAUGGAGAGUUGUCAAUGGAGGCUCAACCAUCCCAAGAGGAUGACUUUCGGCUAGAUGCGGAGGAGGGCUUUUCUGGGCAUUUGGAAUCUACUGGCGAGAAAUAUUGUAAUAUCGAGAAUGAUCAUAAUGAAGAAGUGACUGAAAAUGAAAUGCAUUCGGAGACUGAUAUUACCGUCAAUACUUUUGAUUUUGAUGAAGAGACAGCUGUCGAAAAUGAUGAAUCUAGCAUUAUGAACGAAGACUACGAGAUGACUGGAGAACAAACUGAAAGCAAGCGGCCUAGGGGCAUUAAACGUCAAUUAGAGUCAAAAUCAAUCCCAGAAGCAGCUGAAAUGGUCGCAAAAAAGUCGAUGCCUGGCAAGAAAACGACCAAAAAGUCAUUGCCCAGGUGUAAAAUGACCAGAACUUACGUCUGCGAGUACUGUAAUUUAUCCACUCAAAAUCCUCGUGAUCAUUUGUACCACAUACGUGACGUACAUUUCGAAGCCAUUCACAUCUACGAGUGCAAGUCUUGCCAGUACGCUUCUAAAAAUUUCACGAAACUGACACGACACAUGCAGAUGGUGCACAAAUUUAACCUCGAAAUGGAUGAAAGCGGCGUGAAACGUAAAAUAAAUUCUGCAUCAUAUGAAGCUCCUUCACCGGCACACGUCAAGGAGUCUUUUAUCAUGGCCAGCAAAAAGCCCUCCAAGAGUGUUAGCAAAUUGCAAGUGGAGGUUGAAGAGUCCGAACCUCUUCACGAGGACUUUGGAGAAGAAGCCGAAGAGGAAGUAGAUGAAGUUUCCUCCAGAAAAGAAGACCAGAACAACCACUGCGAUCAUUGUGACUUUGUAGGCAAAAGCCAGAAGGCUUUGAGCAAACAUGAGGAAUCUUGCCACUUGAAACGCACUUUUUAUCGUUGUUCAAAAUGUGCGUACGCAACGCAGCUCAAAGGUCGCUAUACAAAGCAUAUGAAAUACCACCAGCUGCCCAUCAUUAAGUGCGACUUCUGUGAUUUUCGUACGCCCUAUCGGUGGAACCUGGACCGUCACUGCCGGAACCACACCGAUGAGAGUGGAGAACACAAAUGCCAUCUAUGUAACUUCACGGCUCAAAUCAAGCAAUCUCUCACAGUCCAUGUGGCCAAUCAUCACCUCACGCCUGACCAAGUCAAGGAGCGGGAUCAGAAGCGCACAAUUGGAGCCACUGAAUUAGGGGAAUUCGCAACAGAUGAAGAAGAACUUGAGCUCAUGAAAAUGGAGCGUGAUGAGCAUCCUGAUGCUUUUCAGCUCGCUGAUGGUCCUGACCAGAGUUUUACUGUGGCAACGCUUGACGUUAGCUGCCAGGAGGAGAGCAGCUCUCUGCAUUAUCCUCCUGACGAUUUUGAUGUCACUGGCGAUUCAAGGAAAAAGAAACCAAAGAUUAAAAUGACCUUUAGAAAAAUGAAGAAUUCAAAAGACUCGCUUUCAACUCAAGAAAUUAACGAGCGACAUAACUUUGAAGAGGAUUUUAUCCAUCCAGAUGAUUUCGUUCACAGGAACGGGAAUGUUUACAUGAAGAAUUACAAGUGCGAUCAAUGCUCUUUCAAAGCGGCCUUCAAGAAUGACCUUAUUCGUCACGGCAAGAAAAUGCAUGACGCUCAAUGUGAGGUGCCGCUACCUGCGGGUCGUAAAGUAACAAGGAGUACAUCAUCCGGUAACGUGUCUGUGGCAACUGACCCUGACUCUUCUAAAAACGAAUCUCUGGAAGAUUCAGACUUUACAGAAUCGUUUUCGCCGGAUUCCGUUAACGAUGCUAACGAUUCUGAUAUUGUCACUCACUCAAAAACACCAGAAGUUAGAGAGACUCGUAAGAAAGCAGCUUCAGAUGACUUCAAUGAGAAAUCUACUACACCGAACGCACAAAAUCUCGUGUGUCAAUACUGCAACCACAACUCCAAGUGUCUCGCGGAGUCCGUGCGCCACGCAAAGCUUCAUUUGAGCGUCAAAAAUACACCUAGGGUGACUAGUUUAUCGGCUAAGUGUCAGUUUUGUCAACUUCGAUGUAGAACUACCGAAGAUCUCUCAUUCCAUCUGAAAAAAUGUCCUGAAGCAAGAAAAAAUCAAAUAAUCGACGUUGCCCCUCGGAGAUCGCGAGCUGAAGGUCAUAAGAACGAGGACUCCGAUGAUGAAGAUGAUGCUACUGAGCAAACCUGCAAACCAGAAUUGCGUGUUCAGCCUUUGAAAGAAGUUCACAGCAAAAGCCAUUGCAAUAACCGAGUCGCGAGUGACGACGAGGAUAGCUCCAAUUCUGCUGAUGCUGACGACAUGAAGCUGAAAAUUGAUAUAAAGGAAGAAGAGAUUGACGGGAAACAUGACACAGAGUCUGCAUCUACGUCAGAAGUCACUGCUAAUCAGUACGAGGCUCUUGACGAAUCCCAAGAAAAACUCAUUGUAAACUCCGAUGAGAAACCGGCUUCUGAAGGGAAAGGUUUUGUGUUCUCUAAAAGGGCGUAUUUGUGUCCGCAAUGCAAGUUUUGGUCUACGACUGCAUCGCGUUUCCACGUCCAUAUUGUUGGUCACUACAACAAGAAACCUUACGUGUGUUCAGUGUGUCCUUAUCGCUCCAACUGGCGCUGGGACAUCACCAAACACAUCAAGAUUAAAUCCGGCAGAGACAAGGCUCAUUUAACUGCGGAUGUUUUAAUCACUGAUGAAACUGGUGAGAAGAACUAUGAAAAGUACGAAAAAUAUGUCUCUAUUAUUCAGCUAGACGAAACGCAGGCGUGCCGAACGGAGGGUGGCAUCCCGCCGCGCAAAGGCCGUUUGAAGAAAGUGGAAAAAGAGUUACGGAGCAUCGCGGAUGACGGUGUCGAAGAUUCCUGUGGGUCAACAAGCUCCACGCGAUGCACGUCGGCCUCUUCACGCGAUGACACGCCUGUCAUGUCACCACAAGCGCCGUCAACUGGCGACACCUCACCCGCUACGUGUUCUUCGUCGCCACCGUCGAGCUCAGCAUCGGCUAAUCCAACUUUUAACGUGGCGCAUGCAGAUCAUUUGUCGGGGCUAGUCUCCAGUGAAUCUUCUCAAAUCUCUCCUGGGAAAAAGACAGCUACUCAAAAACCAGGACAGUCGUCUCAACCAAUGGUGUGCAUCCCACUGAAUGGCCCCAUAGCGAUGUCGACUCCCGCUUUCCCGGGUUUACCGCGUUUAUUAAAAACUUCUCCGCUGCCUUGUUCAUCUGCCGCUACGACUUUUUCUUCUUCCAGUGCUGUCUCUGUAGAGCCAACUGUCUUAUCAGUUACUGCGCCUAGCGCCUCCAUUAACUCUGCCGCAUCUCUAACAUCUCCCGUACUAUGUUCUGCUCUUUUUCAGGAUAAGAACUUGUCUAAGUUAGGUGGUAACGUUUCUGAUGCUGCCGUUAACAUGAAGUUUAGAAACAGCUUAGAACAAACGGCGGUUCUUCCUCCACUUUUGUUACCUCCCGUGCAUGCGCAUAAAAAUGGCGACCUUUUUAAGCAGCCUUUCUCAAAAAAUCCGAAGAAUAUGAUGAAGCCGCCGCCUCUGCUUCCCGUUAAAAGCUCCUCACGUCUCCCUUCACCUUCGUCGUCGCCGUCGCCGAGCGUGUCCCCGCGAAGCCACAAUGCAGUGAGCAUCAGCACCUCCCGCUCCUCUGGUGGACAGUACCAAGUCAUCGCUCCACAGAAUUGCGGUCAGUCUGCCCAGAACGCGUUGAACACGUCGCUCCAGACCCUGCAGCUUCUGGCCUCCGGCUCUACCAGCGUCACGAAGCUCCCCGCCAAAUCUCCCUCGUCCUCUCCUCUCAGCGGCAGAUCGUCUCACAACACGAGUCCCGUUGGGGGAAUGUCGGCACUCGCUGGAGUGCCAUCGCUGAGUGGGUUUUCCCACUCAAUGCCAUCUACUAGUCCGAUUAUGUCUUCAAUGGGUCCUGGAAAAUGUCCGACCUCUUCCACUCUAAGCAACAUCUUGUCGGGGGCCAGCGGGUCAACAUCAGCAAGCAUUUCAAGUCUCGUUGCUCUUGCGAACGCCGUCAACUCAGCUGGUGUCCACGGUCUGCCCGGAGGCAACCGCCUGUCACUGUUGAAUAAUCUGCCGUCGGCACAACUCGCUGGACUGCAGGGAAUCAAAGACUCGCUGCCUCCUCAGCUGCUCGCCGGGCUCUCCAGCGCCAACGCCAACGACCCGGCCAGCAAACUCGCUCUCCAGAUGAGGCUCUUGGUGUGGCUCAGUCUCAUCAACAAAGAGGCUCAGAAGAAGAAGCAGCAGCAGCAGCAGCAGCAACAACAACAGCAUCUACAGCAACAAAUGCAACAAUUGCAGCAAAACCAACCUAAGAAGAAGAACAAGAGCAACACGUCGUCGGCAAAGCUCCCUUCAUCGUCACCUUCGUCAGUCUCGUCGUCCCCUACAGCCUGCGGUGGGAGCAGUGGGGAGGGGCUGCCCCCCGCGGAGGAGGAGUUCCCUCCCCCCCAGCUGGUCCUGGAUCAUCAGGGCAACCCUGAGUGGAAGUGUGCCGCUUGCAACUUCAGGGACAGCGAUCGUGGCACGGUAGAGCAGCACCGCAGUCUGGCGCACGGCCGCAGUGUCGUGUCGCUCCUACACGCCGUGCACCGCUGCGACGUGUGUGCUUUUGCUGCCGGCACCAAGCGGCAUGUUCAG
This is a messenger RNA of Hyalella azteca, 6022 nucleotides long. RefSeq lists its product as uncharacterized. Gene Ontology annotation, molecular function: DNA-binding transcription factor activity, RNA polymerase II-specific; RNA polymerase II transcription regulatory region sequence-specific DNA binding. Gene Ontology annotation, biological process: regulation of transcription by RNA polymerase II. The annotation marks the transcript as partial. NCBI's taxonomy places the organism in Eukaryota, Metazoa, Arthropoda, Malacostraca, Amphipoda, Hyalellidae. The record is from RefSeq and is a predicted model, not a curated record. The transcript has 6 exons.